This is a messenger RNA of Trichoderma citrinoviride, 2406 nucleotides long. RefSeq lists its product as hypothetical. The coding region runs from base 1 to 2406 and encodes 801 amino acids. The record is from RefSeq and is a predicted model, not a curated record. The transcript has 4 exons. Lineage: Eukaryota; Fungi; Ascomycota; Sordariomycetes; Hypocreales; Hypocreaceae.
AUGCCUCACUUUGAUCAGACACCCCAUGGAUGGAAUCCACCGGUGAAGAUUACUCUUCCCACUGCUUAUGAGCAAUACAAGGCGCGCAAUCGAACCGUCGAGGAUCCAUUCGCUGCGUGUGCCAGGAAUGACAUUCCUCCUCCGGGUGUCUCCCCCUAUGAUGACAACGGCACCCAGCAGUCCUAUGCUUCGGCCCAUCCAUCCCUCUCCAAAUGGAGCACGGGACGCAAUCUUACCCCUUCCAAGCAUCUCAAGCUUGACCGCGAUGAAGGACGGUCGGACUGGGAGACUAUUGUCGGUGACGACGAAGGCGACAGUCGCUUGACCUGCCCACCGGCACCUCAGGUGACACUGAAGAGUUUGGGCAUCAUACCCAACAACUCAGAAAGCAUUCUUGCCGACCAGAAUGGCGACGGCAUCAAUGAGCACAACGAUGGAACUGGAGAUGAUGCCCAUGAUCUCAAACGCAAAGGCGAGGAAGCAGCACCGUUCGCGCGGCCUGGAACCCCUUUUGACGCAUUCGGCUUCUCCAAGAGCCCCGAGGGGCUCGAACCACGCUCUCUUGCCAUGGAGGCGAGCUACACCCCAUCGCCUGCCUACUGCGGACAUACUGGCUUCGUCAGGCAGCCUGUCCAUGGAGGCCUCGGCGGAGGUCUUUCUCGCCCCAAGGCUUCCAAGGCCUCAAGCGACGAGAGCACCGAUCUCUUCAAGUAUGAUGGAGAAGCUUAUUCCACCUUUCUACACCGCUCAACUACGCGGGAAAUUGCAAAGGGCCGUCCCGCAGCCUCUUACGAAGGUGACCGCCUCAUCGUGAAAAAGACUCGAGGGGAAGAAGAAGACAACACGCACAAGAACAAGAGUGCCUUCUACAAUCCCACCGCCGUUCGGGGCCUAAAAACUCUUUACGAGCCAACCCCCGAGCAGAGCCCAGAGCCUGCCGUUGAGGAGGAGGAAGAAGAAGAGUGCUGGCCACGAGUCGGUGGCAAUGACGCUGCAGCAGAAGCUGAUUGGCAGACUGUCACUACCGGACCUGUCUGCAAGGGUCUCAACACAUCGGAGCUCAACUUGAUCAAGGAUACCGGCAGCAGCCUGGCCGACGUCUCCGACAUUGUAGAGGAAGAGCUCACUCCAGUUGAAUACCGCAGAGCCGCCGGCGCAAUCUCUCACCAGCGAAACCAGUCUAUCCACCGUCCCAAGGGCUUCUACGCGGAGGGCUUUGCACAGCCCAUUACUCGCAUGAACAACAACAAUCAUGCUUCCACCGUCGACCAUCGUCCCCAGAAUGCCUUUGGCGAGACUGCUCGGGCCGCCGUCCCACGAGUGGUGAAUCCCUUCCAGACUCCCCCCAGCUGGAAGAGUACCGGCAGAGUUGUCGAGCUGGACGACAGCCCUGAGCAAUGCACGUGCAAGGGCAAGGGCAAGGCGGUAGAUGUGAAUGUCGAUAUCAAGACACGAGCAGAUGCUCCCCCCCUGACACGGACUGAGUCCACCGAGACCGUUUGGCCCCAGGUCCCUCGUCGUGACGAGACUGUCAACGACUUUGACCAGGCUUUCUGCGAAACUCGCGUUGGCGAUACGACUCUACCGAGCGAUGAUUCUGCAAACGUCUUCUCCCGUCUGCCCUUCAGCUUGAUCGAUCUCAAAGAAGCUGCAAAGACACAUGGCUCUCAGCGGUACCGCAGCACGGACGAAGCCAAUACUUUCGCUCAGAGAGCGAGACUUGGACCUCUCUGGUCUGGCAGCCCUACCGAAGCUGGCCCAUCCUCUGGUGCCUAUCGCUUUGGUGGUUCUGAUAAUCCUCCUCUGGAGCGCCCCUCUACCGCAGUGUUUCGUGAUCAGAUCACUCGUGGACGUCCCACUCAUCAGUUUGACAGCAUCGAGGACAGCACGCCGAGCCCGUCGUCGGCUAUUCUGGGAUCCCUGAGAUCCAAGGUGAACCUGGGCUCCGCCAAGAAGAAGGAAAAGCCUGCCUGCAGCCUUGACCCUUUCAAAGCCGCAGCGGCCUUGGGAGCCAAAUGUCUCCGAAUCAAGGCUCCUGCCAAAAAGAAGGACCAAUGGCCUACCGCGAGGAACCAGACCGGAGGCGUUCUCACUCCCUCUGAGGCUGAGUUGAUCGAAUCCGCCCGAGGAGAGAUCAUGGACCGUCGCCGAUGCCCUGAGAAAUUGGAAAAGAAGCGCACACUAGUCUUCAUUCUCAUCAUGGCGUCUUCCAUCGUCUUCCCAUUCAUUGGCUUCAUUGCACUGAUUCACAAAUUCGACUCGACGGUUGCCUGGUUCACCUAUGGAGAGAUCAAAGAUUUCACCAAGGAACAGCGCGGCAUGCUCCUCCAGCAACUCCUCGUCGAGCUCUUCGUUUACUCGAUUGUCAUAAUCUUUGUGGCCCUCCACACCUCGCACCGCAUCUAA